Arachis duranensis is the source of this 2405-nucleotide messenger RNA. Its product is annotated as cyclin-D1-1. Lineage: Eukaryota; Viridiplantae; Streptophyta; Magnoliopsida; Fabales; Fabaceae. Gene Ontology annotation, biological process: regulation of cyclin-dependent protein serine/threonine kinase activity; mitotic cell cycle phase transition. The transcript has 6 exons. The record is from RefSeq and is a predicted model, not a curated record. The coding region runs from base 187 to 1239 and encodes 350 amino acids. Gene Ontology annotation, molecular function: cyclin-dependent protein serine/threonine kinase regulator activity. Gene Ontology annotation, cellular component: cytoplasm; nucleus; cyclin-dependent protein kinase holoenzyme complex.
AAACAAACAGAUGAAGACUCUGCACGUACCUUUCAUUCAACACUCACACUCCCCCUUCCACACACACCCACUCACCCUCUUUCUCCCCCUCCAACUCAUCGUUCCGGCGACUUCUCCGGUCACAUUCCGGCAACCGCUCACUUUUCCACACCAUGGCAAUAGAAUGACGAAAAACCGCCGAUCGCCAUGUCGAUCUCCUGCUCCGACUUCUUCUCUGACUCCGAUCUUUUCUGCGCUGAGGACACCUCCGGAAUCCUCUCCGAAGAGUCUCCGGAAUCCUCUUCCUCCUUCUCCGACUUCGACUCAUUAUCUCCGCCGCUGCCGCCGAUGGAGGAGGAGGAGUCCAUAGCCGGAUUCCUCGAAGACGAACAAAACUUCGUCCCUGGAUUCGAGUAUCUCACGAGGUUCCAAUCUCACUCGCUGGAUGCCUCCGCAAGAGAAGAAUCCGUUGCCUGGAUUCUCAAGGUGCAGGCUUACUACGGUUUUCAGCCGUUGACCGCGUAUCUUUCCGUCAACUACAUGGAUCGAUUCUUGAACUCUCGGCAGUUGCCGCAAACAAAUGGGUGGCCGCUGCAACUUCUAUCUAUUGCAUGCUUGUCUCUAGCGGCAAAGAUGGAAGAGCCUCUUGUCCCUUCUCUCUUGGACCUUCAGGUAGAAGGUGCCAAAUACAUUUUUGAGCCCAGAACAAUUCAAAGGAUGGAGCUGCUUGUUCUGGGUGUCCUGGAUUGGAGGCUAAGAUCAGUCACCCCAUUUAGCUUUCUCGGUUUCUUUGCUUGCAAGUUGGAUUCAACUGGAACUUUUACUAGAUUCCUCAUUUCACGGGCUACACAAAUCAUAUUAUCCAAUAUCCAAGAGGCUAGCUUUCUUGCAUACUGGCCAUCAUGCAUUGCUGCUACGGCCAUACUAUGUGCAGCUAACGAAAUUCCAAAUUGGUCCCUCGUCAAGCCUGAGCAUGCCGAAUCCUGGUGCCAGGGGCUUAGAAAAGAGAAAAUUAGAGGUUGCUACCAAUUAAUGCAAGAGCUACUUGUGAUUGAUAAUAAUCAGAGGAAGACUCCUAAGGUGUUACCACAGCUGCGAGUGAUGACGACUCGGCCCCUAACGAGGUCAAGUGUCUCCUCAUUCUUAUCAUCGUCGUCGUUGUCAUCGUCUACUUCAUCCUCUGCAUUCUCAUUGUCUUAUAAAAGGAGGAAAUUAAAUAACUGUUUCUGGGUAGAUGAUCACAAAGGAAACGCCCCUUGAAGAGGAGAAAAAAAAAACAGAAACACAAAAGAACAAAAAAAAAAACAAGAGUGUAAUAAAAAAGGAGAGAAGAAAAGGAAAGAAAUAAUUAAUAAGGUGGUGGUCCAAGUUGUGCAGAAAACUCAACUUUUUUGAGAGGGUUUUUUGAGUUAAGAAUUGACUUGAUGGGUGAGUGUACAUUAAGAAAUAAAAUAAAAAAAUGUCGUAUGAGAUGAUGAGAUGAGAGAGUCUUGAGGUUCUAUCAUCGUAAUUAUUGUUUUUGUUGGUGGGUAUUGCCAUUCAUCAAUGGCUUUAUUUGCAGAUUCCCAAGGGAAGGGGAUCAUGAUGUGGAAAACUAAGGAAGCUAGUGAGAAAAAGAAAGAGUGAAGGGGAAGAACCGAAGAACAGUAGCAUUUAAUAAUAUAGUUUGGACGUAUAAGUGUGUAAGUGUGGAAAGAAAGAAGUGGUGAGUGUUGAAUUAUUCAUCGUCAAAGAAGUUGCGUUUUGGUAAACUAUUGGUGUAGUAGGACACUGUUUAUGGAAGGAAAAAAUAAAGAAAACAGUCAUCAAUGUAUGGUUUGGCAAAACCUUAUGAGGGGGUUUGAAACUCUUGAAAUCUUGUGAGCUCUUUCCCAUCAUUGGAAUUCACAAGUCAAGGUUAUCAUCCUGGCCAGCAAGAUCUUUGCUUCUUCAACAACACGUUUCUUAAAUGAUGGGAUUAUUUAUUUAAUUUCCACAACAGUAAAAACAGAAAAAAAGAGGGUAAUAAAUUGAAGCAGCUACAUUUUCUGGACUUUUCUUAAUACUGCGCGUGAAGACGCUUCUGGUGCGCGCCACGUACGCGUGUGUGUUUGUUUUUUUUUUUUUCAUUUCUUUUUCUUCUGUUUUAUUUUUGGCGGGAAUUGCUUUAAUUUUUAUUUUUCUUUUUUGGCCUCGAGCUUUGGCCAAAAUUAUAUAUAUACACAGGACCCCAUUUGCCCCUGGUGUCCACGCGUGUGUGAUGGAAGCAUGCGCCUCUAUAGUUUACAUUUUUGUAAUUUUUUUAUUUGUUUUCAAGGGAGAACGAACCUCCCUCUCUACAGUGGCCUCAUUGGCUAAAGAAAUAUAAAAAGGUCUUUGGGGCCUUUUAAUUUCUUGCGUGCUGUGUAUUGAUAAAUUUAUAUAAUUGAAAUUACACUAUUAAUCUA